This is a messenger RNA of Musa acuminata AAA Group (dessert banana), 2236 nucleotides long. Its product is annotated as transcriptional adapter ADA2-like. The coding region runs from base 300 to 2024 and encodes 574 amino acids. The record is from RefSeq and is a predicted model, not a curated record. The transcript has 13 exons. Gene Ontology annotation, molecular function: zinc ion binding; transcription coactivator activity; chromatin binding. Gene Ontology annotation, cellular component: nucleus. Lineage: Eukaryota; Viridiplantae; Streptophyta; Magnoliopsida; Zingiberales; Musaceae. Gene Ontology annotation, biological process: chromatin remodeling; regulation of transcription by RNA polymerase II.
CCAUUACCUGAUGACUUCAGCCGCUCCACCGUCGGAUCGCCCCGGUGCCAUUCCAGGAAGUCUAACGCCGCUCGCUGCUCGACCGGGCCGGACGCCUCUCGGGCCGACCACCGUCGCCACCAUGGUAUUCUGCGCCCCAUUCGGAUUCUCGUACGCUGCCGGAAGGAGUCAGGAAGAAGUUCCCUUGAGAGAUUCCACAUCCUAUCCCUCUCCUCUCCUCCACUGACCCGGACGACGAACCCUCUCCACACCCGUCAUUAGGGUUUUGUGCGGUUCCUCCUCUCCGGCUCCGAGCCGCGAUGGGGCGCUCCCGCGCCGUGCCCAAUUCCGGCGAUGACGAAACCAAUCAGAGAUCAAAGAGAAGGAGGGUUGCUUCAAGUGGGGAAGCUCUGGAAACAAUAACUGCAGGUCCAGGAGCCAAUGAAGGGAAAAAGGCUUUGUAUCACUGCAACUAUUGCAACAAAGACAUUUCAGGGAAGAUUCGUAUCAAGUGCACAAAAUGUCCUGACUUUGAUCUAUGUGUGGAGUGCUUCUCUGUUGGUGCUGAAGUCACUCCACACAAAAGCAACCAUCCAUAUAGAGUUAUGGACAACUUGUCUUUCCCUCUUAUUUGUCCAGAUUGGAAUGCGGACGAGGAAAUAUUACUUUUGGAGGGGAUUGAGAUGUACAGCCUGGGGAACUGGGCAGAAGUUGCGGAGCAUGUUGGUACCAAGAGCAAGGCUCUGUGCAUUGAUCAUUAUACCUCAUCGUACUUGAACUCACCUUGCUAUCCUCUUCCAGACAUGUCUCGUGUCAAUGGUAAGAAUAGAAAGGAACUUCUUGCGAUGGCUAAGGUACAAGUUGAGGGCAAGAAAGGUACUUCACUGCUUGGUGAUGUCACACUAAAGGAAGAGUCUCCAUUCUCACCUGCAAGGGUCAAGGUUGAAGAUUUAGAUGAAGGUUCAACAAAUCGAACACCCUCAAACCUAGCUGCAGGUGCAAGUAAGACGGCUUCAAAUGUGGGACAACUCAAGGAUAAUUCUGAUGGACCUAAAGUAGAAGAUUCUUAUGCGGAUAGGACCAUUGGUGUAAAAAAGCCUAAAUGUUCAGGAGAUGAAGGACCUUCUAUAACUGAGAGUGGCUAUAAUCCCAAGAGACAAGAAUUUGAUCCUGAAUAUGACAAUGAUGCAGAGCAGUCAUUGGCUGAUAUGGAGUUUAAGGAAAAUGACUCAGAAACCGAGCGUGAACUGAAGCUGCGGGUGCUUCGUAUAUAUUUGUCAAGACUUGAUGAAAGGAAGCGAAGAAAGGAUUUUAUACUAGAAAGAAAUUUACUUUAUCCAAAUCCAUUAGAAAAGGAGCUCUCAAACGAAGACAGGGAAAUAUAUAACCAUUUCAAGGUCUUUCUGCGCUUUCUAUCUCAAGAAGAGCAUGAGGACUUAGUUAAGAGUGUCAUUGAGGAGCGGAAAAUUCGAAGAAGAAUUCAAGAGCUACAGGAAUGUCAAGCUGCUGGGUGCCGCACACUGGCAGAGGCAAAAGCAUACACAGAACAGAAGCAGAAAAGGGAACUAGAGGCAAGCACACAAAAUUCCAAAGAGAACACUCAGGUUCUUAGUGGUAGCAAACUAGUGCAAAAAGCAAAUCGGCCUUUGAACAAAGAAAAAGGGGAAAAUGAUGGAAGCCUGAGGAACACUAUCGAUAACUACAAAAUAAAAGGCGCCACUGGGCUAGAUUCUGGUGGUAAGGACUCACUUUCAACAGCUACAGGACAGAUUUCUGCAAGAUCAUUUGAUGAAUGGGAUAUCACUGGACUCCCUGGUACAGAAUUACUCAGUGAAACUGAGCAAGAAUUUUGCUGUCAAAAUACAUUGCUGCCCAGUCAUUAUCUCAAAAUGCAGGAGAUGCUGGUGCAAGAAAUAUACAAGGGCAACAUUGCUAACAAAUCGGAUGCCCAUGGUUUAUUCAAGGUUGACCCGGUAAAGGUGGAUGGGGUGUAUGAUAUGGUAAAGAAAAAGUUGGGCCAGCAAGAAGAGCCUACUGUUGUUUAAUUCAGCUCUAGCAUAAAUUAUUUCAAUUAAUGGCUUCUGUAAGUUAUCGAGUCUCGGAUAGUUCAAAAGCUUAUAUGCUUGUAAGCCUUCACAGCACUGUGUUGUAUCUGUUACACUUAAUUUGCUUGAUCUUGAAUAAGGUGGGUCAGAGUACAUGAAUAUUAUGUAUAUCUUGAGUCUAUCGCAGUAAUCGUUUCUUGGUUACUUAUACA